This is a messenger RNA of Hypomesus transpacificus, 2266 nucleotides long. Its product is annotated as ubiquitin carboxyl-terminal hydrolase 2-like. The transcript has 12 exons. Bases 350 to 1546 code for a protein of 398 amino acids. Gene Ontology annotation, biological process: protein deubiquitination. The record is from RefSeq and is a predicted model, not a curated record. NCBI's taxonomy places the organism in Eukaryota, Metazoa, Chordata, Actinopteri, Osmeriformes, Osmeridae. Gene Ontology annotation, molecular function: cysteine-type deubiquitinase activity. Gene Ontology annotation, cellular component: cytoplasm.
AAAGAGCAAGCCGGGUUUGCGUUUGUUCUUCGACCUACACACAUUACCGAAAGGACGUAGCCUACGGUGCACUAGUAAACGGAUAAAGCUCUAUUCAUCUGCAAGCUCAACAGUGUGCGAGUUAAAGGCAACCACAGGCCAGUGGGAUAGACUGGACUUAUUGUACAAGUCUGCUCUGUGGUGCACUUCACUUAGAUUGAUCGGCUACGUUGUAAGAAUUGAUUAGCCUCUUUUCAAGUACACUUAGCCUACCCAGGACCAGGUUAUAUCGCAAUUGCAGUAGACAACUUUUCAUCGCCGACAGACAAUUCAUUGAAGCGUCCGCUGUAGACGACACCAUACCGCCAUCAUGCCCAGUAUGCGACAGUCAUACACGGUUACUGUUCCCGAGGAGGCUCCGGCCACUGCGUUCCCAUUCAUGAAACAAGACCUGCGGCGGAAAAGCCCUCCAAUGUCGCGAUCCAUGUUGGUGUCAACAUUUGUGGGUCUCCUUAUCAAUCAAGCCAAGAACAAGACUCCACAGGGCCUGGUGGGACUUCGUAACCUCGGCAACACCUGUUUCAUGAACUCCAUCCUGCAGUGCCUGAGCAACACCCCUGAGCUGAGAGACUACUGUCUGAGGGGCUGCCACCGCUCUGACCUCAGCCCCUCCUGCCAGGCCAAAGCUGCCCUCAUGGAGGAGUUUGCCAAGCUCACUCAGUCUCUCUGGUCCUCCGUCUCCACGGAGCCCAUCAGUCCGUCAGACUUCCGGACCCAGAUCCAGAGACACGCCCCCAAGUUUGUGGGCUACAAUCAGCAGGAUGCCCAGGAGUUCCUGAGGUUCCUAUUGGACGGGCUCCAUAACGAGGUGAACAGAGUGAGGCUAAGGACGAGGGUUCCUAUGGAGGACAUUGACCACCUCUCGGACAGUGAGAAGGGGAUGAGGAUGUGGAGCAGAUACCUGGAACGAGAAGACAGCAAGGUGGUGGAUCUGUUUGUGGGGCAGCUGAAGAGCUCUCUGACCUGUAGUCACUGUGGCUACUGUUCCACGGUGUUUGAACCCUUCUGGGAUCUGUCACUGCCUGUCGCUAAGAAGAGCAUGGGGGAGGUGAAUGUGAUGGACUGCAUGCGUCUCUUUACUAGAGAGGACGUGUUGGAUGGAGAUGAGAAACCGACCUGCUGCCGCUGUAAAACCAGGAGGAAAUGCACCAAGAAGUUCACCAUCCAGAAGUUUCCUCAGAUCCUUGUGCUUCACCUCAAACGCUUCUCAGAGUCUUGCGUCAGAACCAGCAAACUCUCGACCUUCGUCAACUUCCCUCUCAAAGACCUGGACCUCAGGGAGUUCUCCUGGGAUGGCAGUGCUAAUGCAGUGUACAACCUCUAUGCCGUGUCCAACCACUCAGGGACCACUCUGGGGGGCCAUUACACUGCCUACUGCAGAAACCCUGUCCUGGGGGAGUGGUACAACUACAACGACACAAGAGUGAGUCCCAUGUCGUCUAGUCAAGUGCCCAGCAGUGACGCUUACGUGCUGUUCUACGAACUCUCCUCGUCCUCACACCUGUGAGCAACCCAGGCCGCUGACUGGCCGUAAGGGCUGGUCUUAUAGACUCGUCUUAUAGACUGCCCAUACAGACUGGUCUUAUAGACUUCACAGAGCCUGCAGGCCGACCAUACAGACUAAUGGCAUGGAUAUACAACAGAUCAAAUGGACUCGACACAAACGUGUGUGUGUGUGCGCGCAUCAGAAAGACUUUGUUUUACAUGUGUCUCUUGCUUAAUGCACUUUGACGAGGGCAUGUCCACCGCACACUGGAGAAUGUGUUUUCAGUUGGUGUCUAAACAUACAGAAAUAUGUUGUAACAGAUUAUACUGAAUUCCGUACUCUUAAUAGUAUCGGCGACGUCUGAGUAUGGCGCCAUCUAGUGGUGGAAGUGUGUAACUCCAUAGAGCUGUUUGUGGUGGUCUAUGUUUUCUCCUCCAUGCUAUCACGUAGAGGCAUGGAGAGACCUUCUGAACAAAUGAUGAUGUCAUAGCUAAAUUGAGAGAAUGUCUUUUAACUAAAUAUGUUUUAUUUUUGUAUUUAUGGAGAAUGUGGCUGCACUGAAGUACUAAUGAUAUAAAAAGUUUCUCUGUUUUCGGAGAGAAUUAAUAUAAUGCAGAAAAGACUACUUGAAGUAACCGCUGAAGAACAAAUGACAGUACAUUGAAUGUUUUUGAAAAGUUACAUAACUUUAAAUUAAUAAACCAGAACAUAAAUUAAUAAACCAGAAAAAAAAAAGAUUUU